AAAGGCGGGCAGCCGAGAGACCUUCCGGCGGGCCUUCGCGUCCGCCCUGGAGCCGCCGCACGGAGCCGGCAGCGCGCAGUGCUCACUUGAGGCCUGGAUCACAAUGGCAGCUCAGAUGUCUGAUGCUCAUCGACGGUUCUUGCAAGUCCUGAUGUCACAUGGGAUCAUGGAGGGAGCAGAGGCUAGGAAAUUACACAGGCACUGCUGUGAAAUCAGUAAAGUCUACUGUGCACAAGAUAAACUGGAUGAUUUCGUCAGUACCAUCAACAACCAGCUACAGCCUUUGUUCAUGCAGAUCCGGAAAGGAAUGUCUGAAGUUGAUGGGAGAACACAUUAUGCUUUGGUGAAUAUGGCAGAAACUGAAAUUACUAAAAUGGCAUCCGACUAUGCAGAAAAUGAACUAGAAUUGUUCAGAAAAACAAUGGACCUAAUCAUUUUAUCAGAAAAUGGCUUUGCCUCUUCUACGGAUAUUUUAAACUGUGCUGACCAACUAAAGUCAAAGAAAAUGAAGAAAAAGGAAGCAGAACAAGUGCUGAAAAUUUUUGUGGAUGAUAAGUGGCUCUCUGAGAGAGAUGGGGAAUAUACUCUGCAUACUCGCUGCAUAAUCGAGAUGGAACAAUACAUUCUCAGAACCUACCCAGAUAUAGCAAAGAAGUGUAAUAUCUGUCACAGCCUUGCCAUCCAGAGCCAAGCAUGUGAAACAUGUGGAACUGGAAUACAUUUACCUUGCAUUGGAAAGUACUUCAAAACUCAGUCUAAACCACGAUGUCCUCAGUGUAACGAUUUCUGGCCUUAUGAGAUCCCAGACAGGAGUCGGAUAGAUUCCCAGUCAUCAAAAAGAGCGAGCAGAAAAGAGCUUCAGUCUUUGUAGCUUCAGCUGAAGUUAGCAAAACUUGCUUUUAGUGAUUUUUAUUUUCCCAUUCUCUGGCAGAAUAGCCAGACUGCACUGUAUUCAUCAGUAACAGUACACUGUUAAACGUAUUUAUUUUUUCUAGAGUUUUAAGAAAAUCACAAUAAAACUGUCAUUGACCUUCCUGUUUUUCUACACAGUUAUGCCCAGACAGCUUCCUAGGAGGUGGGCUUAUAUAUGCUGUUCUCUAUAUUUCGGGCUGGGAAUCUCAGUGCACGUUUGUGAACAAAAGACAAAUGUUUUUGCUCAGUCCUGAAAGCUGAUUUAUGCAAAUGAAUUAUUAUACAAAGCCUUUCUCAGCCAUUGUACUCCAUAUUUGUAUGGUUUCACUUGCAAAACUGAGAAUGAAACCUGUUAUUAGAACCACAGGACUUGUGAAUAUUCCUCAAUCAGCUCACCUAUAUAACUUUUUACCUGGUUUUCAAGUAGCUGAUCACACAGCACUUCAAGGUCUCUGCUGAAAUGGUCAGCUGAAUCCCUGAUCAAGGCCUGGCUAGAGUCCAAGCUUCCAGCUUGUACCAUUGCUUGUUUUUUAUCUCUUCCUUUGGCAGAAGAGUUCACGUCAUAUGGCGAGGUCACAGGCAGAUAUGUUCAAGAAAAGAUGGAAUUUUUCCACAAUCAAAACCAGUUACAAUUUCAGCUUAAUCUAUGAAGCGUUAAAAAAAAAUAAUCUAAAGAUGACUUUUUUCCCCACUGGUUUUUAGAACUAGUACUUCACACUGUUGUUUUCUGUAAAGAUGUUUUAUCCUUUUAAAAGUGACUUGAAAAUGAAACAAGGACUAUAUGUUGCUAGAUACUAGUGUGGAGUGGCAUUAUAUCUUUUCCUUGGCAGACAGCAGAGUCUGCAGUUCAGCUGACUCUUGAUCAAAAGAUAAUCAAGCUUUAGAUUAUUUAAUUGCAGUAAACUACUGAUCAACUUAGUUUCAUAGUCCUUAAACUCAACUUUUUCCAUACAGGAGACUGUUUUUUUUGUUGUUUUUUUUUUCCCUACAGAUUAAUAAACCUUACAGUGACCCAACAGGUGCUCUUUACAAGGUUAUAUUAGAAACAUCCACAAAAAUAAAGUGGUAGCAUUUAGCCACAUUCUUUUAUCAAACUGAAACAAGGAAUUUUUAUUUAUAGGGAAAAAAACAGUCUCAUGUUUAAACAGAAUUCACUUCUGAAGCAUACCAGAUGCUACUUUUCCUUGAUCUUUAAUUGCUAUUACAAUACUAAUAAACAUUAUUCAUACUUCAGU
Molecule: messenger RNA, 2147 nt
Organism: Phasianus colchicus (ring-necked pheasant)
Lineage: Eukaryota; Metazoa; Chordata; Aves; Galliformes; Phasianidae
Gene: NSMCE1
Product: NSE1 component of SMC5/6 complex
Biological process (GO): double-strand break repair via homologous recombination
Cellular component (GO): nucleus; Smc5-Smc6 complex
Molecular function (GO): ubiquitin-protein transferase activity
Source: RefSeq, a predicted model, not a curated record